Ixodes scapularis (black-legged tick) is the source of this 1784-nucleotide messenger RNA. Its product is annotated as cholinesterase 1. The record is from RefSeq and is a predicted model, not a curated record. The coding region runs from base 1 to 1731 and encodes 576 amino acids. The transcript has 3 exons. Gene Ontology annotation, cellular component: plasma membrane. Gene Ontology annotation, molecular function: acetylcholinesterase activity. NCBI's taxonomy places the organism in Eukaryota, Metazoa, Arthropoda, Arachnida, Ixodida, Ixodidae. Gene Ontology annotation, biological process: choline metabolic process; acetylcholine catabolic process.
AUGACGGUGUUUCAGAGCGAUGAAGUCCGGCAGAAACCAUCAUCGGGAAAUUCAUGUGGCGGCGACAGCACCGAAAAGGGCUCCUGGCACCAACAAACCUGCCCAACGCUGCUCGAUAUUGAAGCAAAUCUUUCCGUAGACCACCACCACUGGAACGUAUGGCCGAAUGACGUGAAAGAACCGAUCGUAGAAACCAACCAGGGAAAACUUAAAGGGCUUCUCACAAGCGUUCAUGGCAAACCGGUUCAAGUUUAUUACGGAAUUCCAUACGCGGAGCCCCCUGUGCAUCAACUGCGCUUUAGGAAACCUGUGCCUGCCAAGCCAUGGAAUGGCACUUUGGACGCCACACGGAAGAAACACUCUUGCCUCCAGCAGUUCUACCCAGAGGUAUUCCAUAUUGAAACGGAUCUAUCCGAAGACUGCCUCUACCUGAACGUCUGGACAACCAGCACAACGAAACCGACAAAAUCGGUCAUAGUGUGGAUUCACGGCGGAGGCUUCUCCUUCGGCAGCUCGUACCAGAGCUGGUACAACGGCUCUCUGCUUGCAACGAUGCACGAUGUCGUAGUCGUGACCAUCAACUAUCGCAUCGGCAUCUUCGGCUUCCUGAACGCCGGUGUUCCAGAGGCUCCUGGCAACAUGGGACUCCUGGACCAGAACUUGGCACUAAAGUGGGUGCGCGAAAACAUCCGGGCGUUUGGCGGGAAUCCGUCCAGGGUGACCAUCUUUGGAGAGAGCGCGGGUUCUUACAGUGUGCACGCCCACAUUAUCUCUCCACUAAGCAGGGGUCUCUUCCAGAGAGCGUUUCUCAUGAGUGGCACAUACCAUUCCUUUGGUCUCCUGGACACCGUGUUCGAGAGUUCAGUCCGAGGGAGUAAGGUAGCCGCGAGGCUGAAGUGCACGGGAGCGCUUCGGGACCUGACCAGUCAUCCGGACACAGUCCUCGAAUGUCUACGCACGAAGUCCACCAAAGCGAUAUUCGAAGCCGUGAAGAAUGUAAGCGGCCGUAAAAUGGUUUCGUUCUUGCCAUCCUAUCCGAACGAGUUCUUUCCAAUCCGACCUAGCUUGGCACUGAGGCAAGGUCAGUUCGCAGACGUGGACGUCAUGGUCAGCAUCACGCGUUCGGAAGGCAACGUAAUUUUGUUACCGCAGACCGACAAACGUUUCUGGGACGAAGAUCUGAAGGACGUUCGCGUCGAGGACCUGAAGCCGGCUCUUCGGAAAAUGGUAGCCCUGUGGAUGAAGGAGGAGUACGAAGACUUGCUCGAGUAUUACGCGGCACAGGCGGGACAGCACGACAAGCGGGCAUUGAGGGAGAAGCACACAGACUUUGUGGGGGACUUCUACUUCGUGUGCCCCUCGAAAUACUUUGCCGAAGGUCACUCUGCAAGGGGAAACUCUGUGUACUCCUUCCUGUUUGGUCACAGCUCCGCCAAGUCGAGGCUCCCGAAAUGGAUGGGUGUCCCGCACGUGCUUGACCUUCCGUACUAUUUCGGCGUGCCUUUCAUGGAUCACGGCAACUACAGUGACGAAGACCGGAGGUUCAGUCAAGAAGUAAUGAACGCAUUUGUGACUUUUUCAAAAUACGGGAAACCGGAGCUCGACGGAGUCAACUGGGUGCCUUACACCCCCUGGAACCCCGUGUCCUUGUGGCUUCAACCAGGGAAUUACUCGAUGCAGCACAACGUGUUCUCCGGAAACUGCCACUACUGGGAACAGUUUCUACAAUGACCAUCUACAAGUCCAUUAGUCCUUACCGAGCCUUCAAUAAAUAUCCCGGAGAA